Rhinolophus ferrumequinum (greater horseshoe bat) is the source of this 3988-nucleotide messenger RNA. RefSeq names its product prolactin receptor (gene PRLR). The record is from RefSeq and is a predicted model, not a curated record. NCBI's taxonomy places the organism in Eukaryota, Metazoa, Chordata, Mammalia, Chiroptera, Rhinolophidae. The transcript is spliced from 10 exons. Bases 465 to 2342 code for a protein of 625 amino acids. Gene Ontology annotation, biological process: cytokine-mediated signaling pathway. Gene Ontology annotation, molecular function: cytokine receptor activity; cytokine binding. Gene Ontology annotation, cellular component: external side of plasma membrane; signaling receptor complex; membrane.
GGCUCUGACCGUAGUCCGCACUGAGAUCCCUUCUCAGAGGAGCUAGAAACGCUCCCCGCGUCCAGAUUUUACAACUGCACACAUUUGUCUUUUUAAAAGGCAUCUUCAGAUGCACCCUUGAGAACGAGUUUUGGAAUGACUGUGGGAUUCCAAUAAUGUAAAUUAUUUACGUCAAAUUGAAAAAAAAUAAAGAAGGGGGGCGGGGAGGCGAUGGGGCUCAGACAGGUGAUGCGAUGACAGCGGACUUGAGGAUUUUCCAGCAGCGACAGUGGAAGCCUCCCGGUGUCCGGUGGGGAAAGUUAGCGCUACCUGUGCUGACCCGAAAGGCGCAGCUCCCCUCAAAGGCAGAGGCGGUGAUAUCAGCUAAAGAACUCUUCUAUUCAUGGAGGAGAACGCUAAGGAUGCUUUCCAAAUGAACCCUGAAGGGAACCUCUGACCUCCUAUAGAAAGAGAAGGAAGCCAACAUGAAGGAAAAUGUGGCAUCCACAUUUGUUUUCAUUUUGCUGCUUUUUCUCAACACCAAUCUUCUGAAUGGACAGUCACCUCCUGGAAAACCUGAGAUUUUUAAAUGCCGCUCUCCCGAAAAGGAAACCUUCACCUGCUGGUGGAAGCCUGGGACAGAUGGAGGACUUCCUACCAAUUACACACUGACUUACCACAAGGAAGGAGAAACAGACAUCUACGAGUGUCCAGACUACAAAACCGGUGGCCCCAACUCCUGUUACUUUAACAAGAAGCACACCUCCAUUUGGACAGUAUACAUCAUUGUAAUAAACGCCACGAACCAGAUGGGAAGCAGUGCCUCAGAUCCACGCUACGUGGAUGUGACUUACAUAGUUGAACCAAACCCUCCUGUGAACCUGACUUUGGAAUUAAAACAGCCAGAAGACCAAAAACUGUAUCUGUGGAUAAAAUGGUUUCCACCCACCCUGGUUGACUUAAGAACUGGUUGGCUCAUACUCCAGUAUGAAAUUCGAUUAAAACCUGAGAAAGCAGCUGAGUGGGAGACUCAUUUCGCUGGACAACAAACUCAGUUUAAGAUUCUCAGCUUAUAUCCAGGACAUAAAUAUGUUGUCCAGGUUCGCUGCAAGCCAGACCAUGGAUUCUGGAGUAAGUGGGGCCCAGAGAGCUCCAUCCAGAUACCUAAUGAUUUCACCAUGAAAGAUACUACUGUGUGGAUCUUUGUAGCUGUUCUUUCUGCUGUCAUCGGUUUGAUUAUGGUCUGGGUAGUGGUUUUGAAAGGCUACAGCAUGGUGACCUGCAUCCUUCCACCAGUUCCUGGGCCCAAAAUUAAAGGAUUUGAUACUCAUCUGCUGGAGAAGGGCAAGUCUGAAGAACUACUGAGUGCCCUAGGAUGCCAGGACUUCCCUCCUUCUUCUGACUGUGAGGAUCUGCUAGUGGAGUUUCUAGAAGUCAUCGACAGUGAGGACCGGCACCUGAUGCCAGCCCAUUCCAAAAAAUACCCGAGUCAAGGGGUGAAGCGCACACACCUGGAUCUCGACAGUGACUCUGGCCAGGGCAGUUGUGACAGCCCAUCCCUUUUGUCUGAAAAGUGCGAGGAACCCUGGGCAAAUCCCUUCCCGUUCCACACUUCUGAAGGCAUUGAGAAGCCAGAGAGUCCUGAAACAAAUGGUACCCAUACCUGGGAGCCCCAGAACACAGGCUUGGAAGGCAAAAUGCCUUAUUUCCAUGCCAGUGGAUCCAAAUCAACAUGGCUUUUACCACAGCCCCCCAGGCAGCACAACCCCAGGUCUUCUUACCACAACAUUAGUGACGUGUGUAAGCUGGCCAUGGGCACAGCAGGUGUAUCGGGCACUUUGGUGGACAAGACAGACACACAUGCUUUAACAUCCUCGAAAACCACUGAGACUGGAGGGGAGGAAAAGGCAGGCGAGCAGAGAGAGGUUGAAAGCUCUCAUUCCCAGACUGACCCAGACACUGCCUGGCUGCUGCCCCAGGAGGAAACCCCCUUUAUUUCUGCCAAACUCUUGGAUUAUGUGGAGAUUCACAAGAUCAACAAAGAUGGAGCUCUAUCAUUGCUCCCCAAACAGAAGGAGAACAGCAACCAGACAGAGAAGCCCAGCACUCUGGAAACCAGUAAGGAGUACGCUAAAGUGUCCAGGGUGAUGGAUAACCACAUCCUGGUGUUAGUGCAGGGUCCCUGCCCUCAAAACCUGGCUUUGUUUGAAGAACCAGCCACAGGGGCUCCAUCAUCCCUUCAACAGAAUCAAGCUGAGAAAGACCUGGCCUCUUUCACUGCAACACCAAGCAACUGCAAACUCCAAACGGGUGGGUUGGACUACCUGGAUCCCGCGUGUUUUAAGCACUCCUUUCAGGGAUAGCUUGAUUCAUGGAAUGAUAGGCUAAAAUGUGAUUUUGUUUUUUUCGGGUAACACUAAAGAGUACCUGAAACGCACUCUACUAGAGACUGUGCAAAAAUGCGGUUAGAAUGACACUACUAAAACUCACGCUUCACUCCUUUUCAUGCUCCAUUUUCAACCCGUUGCCUCUUUCUCCAACAGCUGAUUCCAGAACAAAUGAUUUUGUUUCCUAACUGUGAUUUGCAGAUUCACUUUUUGUUGUUAGUUAUAAAGUUACGUGUUCCGUGAAAUAAAAGCACUGUGCUUAGUCUCCUGAGGGACAGAGCCGAUAGGUUUAUCGUAUCUUCUGAAAAAGGCUUUCAUGGUUUGUUCUGUGACAGAAGGAAAUGAAAUAGUUAAAAUAGUUCACCACAGGAAAGUGAUGGAUAUGAGACAAAUGCCAUGAAAACCAAUUGCUUCACCUUUGCACUCCUCUUCCAUUUUAUUAGGAUUCACCAACUACAUUUUUAAAAAGAAUGCAUUCCAGAACACCUGACAAAUUGUUUACAUCAGUUCCUAUUACCUUAGUGAUAUACUGCUGAUAUGCAAGUAAAAAUGAUGCCUCCAUUUUUUUUCUUAAAAUAGUUUGGAUUUGUUAAACAUAGAUAUCCCCACCACCACCCAUCCACCCACCCCCCAGAAAAACCUAUUUCAUUCUAAAGCCUCUAGAGAAUAUAGUUUUGGAAAGUGGAAUUUUCUUACACAAGAGGCAAAUGAGUUUCAUGUGGUAAAUACUUCUAAAAUGUUCUCCUGCUUCACUUCAGAAUGAUAGAUAAUUUAUUUUAUACCCUGGACUUCCCUUAGUGAAAACAAAAUCCCAAAAGACUAACUUUAAUUUAAAAGAUCAUCACAGCAGCAUGUUAAUGGAGAUACUGCCUUACUGUACAUACAAAUUCUACUUUAAUACAAACCCAUACGUUUAACAGUGUAUUUUGAAGACUAUUUUUCUAUCACUUAGAUAAAAUAAAAGACUAUUUUCUAUGUUCCCAGUACAGCUGUUUACGUAUUCAGUGGGUACAGUACUUUCUGCUAUGAGGCUAUAAUGAGUAUUUACAGUACAUAGUAGCUGUAUGCAGUCCCUGUUUGUGGAGUCAAAUGCCAUACUAACCCACACCCCACUGAGGAGUAUGAACUGGAUGGCAAUAUUUAAUUUCCACCACAGUGUGGUAUAGUUUAUCUGAUUCUUUUACCUCUGGGAUACGUUAAACAACCACCACCAACCUAGAGUUUUAGAGCUCUCUGCAGACCAGAAAUUACUUCUCCUGCAAUUUAGGGCUACUUUGGAGCUUCUACUCUGUGUGAAUAUUCAUGAAGCCACUAUGAAGAAGGAGAGGGGUGACCUCUAACAUACUGUUUUAGCAAGAGGGUUUUUGUUUUGCCUUGUUUUUCUGAGCAAUCUUGGGCAACAAAGAAAUUUUAAGCAAAGCCAGGAGUUAUAUCUCUCUGGAGUAGAUCCACUUGCAAAAUCUUGGCAGAGGCAGAGACAACACUCAUGUCAAAUUGUCCAAAUAAAAGUUCUAAGAAACCUAGGAUCUGUGGAGUGGUGGGAACAGCUACAAAGGGCAGGCAAUAGUAGAACUGUGUUUCCCCGAAAAUAAGACCAGGCCAGACAAUCAGCUCUAAUGUGU